GAUGUUUGGACACAGCUGACCGCUGCCUGCUAGAAGAAAUCAAACCACCAGGCUAGGCUAGCAGGACAGACAGUUAGCGGCGCAGAGAGCAGCGGGCAGCGGAUGUAAACUCAGGGGGGACCGCGGAGACAACAAAACGGCCGGGGCUAAACCUCCAGUGAUGCGGACGUUGAGUGUCGUCUCACCGCAAGCUAACGUUAGCUUUGUCCCGACACACAGGGACUGAUCUCUGUGGCAAAGACGACAGAUAACAAGGCGACAUCAACAGGAACGGGUUAGCUUAGUUUCAAUGUUAUUGUUAAUUAAACCCCACAUAUUAUGGUCACGAUGUCCUACUCUGGAAACCUGGUUUGGGAUGUAAAUAAACGUUUAAUUGGAUACAACGAGCCCAACAUCAUCAGGAGCAACUAUUUAGGUAGAAAAGAAUUUGUCCAGAGACUUAAGCUUGAAGGGACACUGAAUGUUCACGAUGGCUGUGUCAACACUAUAUCGUGGAGCGACACGGGUGAAUAUCUCUUGUCGGGGUCAGACGACACCUUUUUGGUUAUCUCCAACCCGUACAACAAGAAGGUGAGUCGUGAUCAAUACAAUUCAGAUCAGAUUAGAUAA
Notothenia coriiceps (black rockcod) is the source of this 609-nucleotide messenger RNA. Its product is annotated as DDB1- and CUL4-associated factor 6-like. Gene Ontology annotation, biological process: positive regulation of transcription by RNA polymerase II. The record is from RefSeq and is a predicted model, not a curated record. Gene Ontology annotation, molecular function: protein binding. Gene Ontology annotation, cellular component: Cul4-RING E3 ubiquitin ligase complex; cytoplasm. The coding region runs from base 319 to 609 and encodes 96 amino acids. The transcript is spliced from 3 exons. NCBI's taxonomy places the organism in Eukaryota, Metazoa, Chordata, Actinopteri, Perciformes, Nototheniidae.